Molecule: messenger RNA, 501 nt
Organism: Cooperia oncophora
Lineage: Eukaryota; Metazoa; Nematoda; Chromadorea; Rhabditida; Trichostrongylidae
Source: the annotation of a GenBank genome assembly
AUGUCUACUCUAUGUGCUGAAAGCUUGAUUAGUAAUGGAGCUCUAGUUGAAGUACUGGAUGUAGAUCACUGUAGACUGCAAGAGCCUAGCAGCUCUGAAUCGUCUCUAAGUAAACUAAGCGAGUCUAAUAGUUCUGCCACCAGUUUGGAUUUGAAAACAUUGUCAUGGAAGCGAGGAGCAUGGAGCAUAGAAGAUUCUAUAAUAGCGGAUCCACCUUGGUAUAUUUCGAUGAUGGUUAAAUUCUCGUGUGCAGUGAUGCUUCUAGCUGGUAUUUUUGCCGAUUGGCUUCGAAUGCGAGGUAUCAUCAAGGUGUCCGUGGCGAAGGACGAUCCACGGCAUAAGGGAUUCGCACCACUGGAUGAUCACUUUGAAGCAGUUUAUAUCAAUCAUAUCUAUCGGAAAUCGAGUGAUGUGGUCAAUCGGCCGAUUGCUAGUGUGCCAGCUAGCGUAAUGUUAUUAAAGGAUAGGUAUACUGAUGACUACGGGUGGACACAAAAGUAG